This is a messenger RNA of Urocitellus parryii (Arctic ground squirrel), 2004 nucleotides long. It is a transcript of the gene Wdr93, whose product is annotated as WD repeat domain 93. Gene Ontology annotation, cellular component: respiratory chain complex I. Gene Ontology annotation, biological process: electron transport chain. Gene Ontology annotation, molecular function: protein binding. Lineage: Eukaryota; Metazoa; Chordata; Mammalia; Rodentia; Sciuridae. The record is from RefSeq and is a predicted model, not a curated record.
AUGAUGUCUACCAAGAGAAGUCAGACCCAGAAGAUGAGGCUGCCUACAUUUACUCAAAAGGUACCACUGGAGGUGCCAUCCCCAACAGAGAAGGACUGGUCUAAGGAUAACAUAGAGGAUUAUGUCAUCAAGGACCUAGAUGAGGGGGUGAAUUCCCUACCUCAACCUUAUCGAAUGAUCAAUAAGCUGGUGAAUCUUGUGUUUGACUUGGCAUGGGAACUUAUUGAAGAGAGGGAUACCUUGAAGGAAUCUGAGAUUGAUUGCAUCCAGCUCACUAACUACCCUCCACUGACAGAAGUCCAGCUAAACAAAAUGCCCAAUUGUAUGGCUAUUUCCCAAGACUAUGUAUUUAUUGGAGUAGGCAAAGGAUUCUUCAUCUAUAAUCUGUACAAUACUAAACGAAUAUGUACUUGGGAGAAACUUAAGGUUGAUGUCACCUCCAUCUGGGCCACAGAUUUAGGAAAUGAAAUACUGAUUGCUCUCCUGGAUGAAAUGGGUAUCAUUAGACUAUUUUACUUUUAUAAGGAUAGACUUUUCCUAAUCAAAGCCAUCAAUGAAGUGGAGGAUACCAGCAAGCAUAACACCUGUGUAAAGAUGGCCAUCUCUCAGGGUGGGGACUUUGCAGCCUUCCUCCUACAAGGAGUUGGAGAUGUUUGGCUGGAUGUGUAUAAGUUGCCCAAGGAGUCUUGGCUCAAGGAAGUGGAGCAUCCUCAAGUCACUUCAAAUGCAAAGAAAAAAGCCAGACAGACGCAACUGAACUCUGUCGAUCCCACUCCUAUAGAUAACUUAGAAAUGGAUAUGAACAUUUAUUUUAGAGGUGAUAUUAAGUUGAGUUUUCCAGUUCCCAUAAUGAAGAUCAAACCACCUAAACCUAUAACAGGCACAACAUUUAAAAGUCCUCUGGAAGUCUUUGCAAAGGUAGAAGACUGCUAUGGGCUGGGUUCUGGGCAGAAUCACUUCAUCAAGGAGAGUCAGUGGGAACACCAAGCAGAGAUCUUCUACACCUCCUACAGGAAGUUCCUGGAUGGGGAAUGGGAGGAGGAGCCACUCAGUUCGGCCACAUUCCAUUUCCUUCUUCCCAGCUGCCUCACUGCAAUGCCAGCAGAAGUCAGGAGCCCCUCAGGAGUAGCCUGCAUCCUUGGCAUACACUGGACCAGACAUCACAACUUCUUCCUCUAUUCACUCAACCGAACUCUGAAGGAUAAAGCUGACCCUGAGGGUGUGUGGCCCUGUGCUGCGCCCAUUGUCAUCUCUCAGCUCAGCAGCUGCUCCUCCUACCUGGUGCUGGCCUGCGAGGACGGUGUGCUCACCCUGUGGGACUUGGCUGAAGGACGGAAAAUGUUUCCCGAGGGACCAGUGAAAUCCCAGAUGAAAUGUGUGGUGCUCUGCACAGAUGCUUCCCUCUAUCUGGUGGAGGCCAGUGGGACCCAAGAACCUACCAUCAGUAUGCUUGUUGAGAGGCCCACAAAGCAUAUAGAUAAAGCCAUCUGUGCAGUGGCCCCAGUCCCAACCUUACCUGGCAUGGUGCUGAUCUUUUCCAAGAAUGGCUCUGUGAACCUCAUGGAUGUGACCAAGGCUGAAGUCAUCUGUGCCUUUGCUCCCCCCAGAUCCUACCAUCUGGAGGUGCCCUGGGAGCCGUUAUUUGUUGUGUCUUCACACCAUCCAUGUUUCCUGCUCCAUGGGGGCUGUCCAGCUGAAACUGAAGCCACCACAGAUAACUCCAGUGACCCUUGGAAUUCUGUAUUCUAUUUCAAUUUUGAGACCUAUCCACUCCUGGAAAACAUCUCCAAAAACUGCACCAUUCCUCUGAAAGACUUGAUAGAUGACAAGGUGUUCUCCCGAGUGCUGCCAUUGGAGGAAAGAUGCCAGCAUUUCCUCCAGAAGAGCUUCCAGACACUGAAGAAGAACCAGAUGAAAGGACAUGAUCACUGGGCCCGACUUCGGAAGUACUCCUUGAUUCUCCAGAAAGAGAACCCCAAGAAAUUCACUCCAGGGACUCUCUGA